UCAGGCAAGCUAAGUGGAGAGCCAAGAGCUGUUGACGACUGUAAUGCACGACCCAAAAGGAAGCUGCUGCCUCUUUGAUAUGUUAUUUAUAAAUCUAAAGUAUUAUCUAGGAUUUUUUAGUUUCAAUCAUUAGCUGAAAUUGACGCUCAGUAAACUCUGCCUCUCUUUCUUCCAGCGAGGACUCGCCGCUCCUGGGCCAGAACUUCAACUAAAACCCGGAGGGGUGGAAUUGCAGCGCGGUCGGCGCCGACCUCGACUGCGCAUGCGUCGUGUCGCACGCGGAGCGAAGGUUCCCGGGAACCGCGGCGGCAGCGGCCGGAGGUUCGGCCUUUGGGGCCUUCUGUCAGUGGCGGCCCAGGGAGGCGCAGCGGCUGGUGGGCAGGUACACCAGUGCUGCAUUACUAUGAGCUUUCAGAACUUCUGGAGAGACUACAAGGUUCUGGUUGUUAUGGUACCUUUGGUUGGACUCAUUCAUUUGGGGUGGCACAGAAUCAAAAGCAGCCCUGUUUUCCAAAUACCCAGUAAGGACGACAUUUCUGAGCCAGAUAGUCUGGCACUUGCAAGUUCACAGAAGAGCCAAAUCCAAGGGAAAUAGCAGACUUGUAGUCCUCAGAAAGAAGCAACUUUGAAUCUGAGUUUGAUAUUGAAAGAAGACAUGAGAAACACCAGCUGGAUUAGAAAGAACUGGCUUCUUGUAGCCGGAGUGUCUUUCAUAGGUGUCCAUCUUGGAACUUACAUUAUACAAAGGACUGCAAAGCAUUCUGUAAAAUCUCAGUCUGGAGACAAACAAAAGAAUAUUGAAGAAUGAAAUAAAAUAAAUAUUUGGAAUUACUAAGAUGUCAUUAAAUCAUUAUAUUCUGAUUAGCUUCACGAACAUAGAACUAUUUAAUUUUAUAGCCAUGAUGCUGCAUGUUGCACUUUCAGUCUUACAAAAUAAUUUCUUUAAAUGUUAAAGCACAUGAAGAUACAAUAAAUAAAUAUGUUUAACCAAAUAAAGCUGUCUUCACAAGUUACCACCUGAAGUAAGAUGUCUCGCUUAGAAGCUAAGAAGCCGUCAUUGUGUAAAAAGGAACCACUGACAAGUGAGAGAGUCAGGGCCACACUUUGUGUCUUGAAAGGAAUUGUUACAUCAUGCUAUGGCCCCUCGGGAAGGCUGAAGCAGCUGCACAAUGGCCUUGGAGGCUAUGUGUGCACAACUUCACAGUCCUCAGCCUUGCUCAGUAAGCUUUCUGUCACCCACCCUAUAUUAAAGAUCCUGACAACUUCUGUGCAGAAUCACGUGACAUGCUUCAGUGACUGUGGCUUAUUCACCACCAUUCUUUGCUGCAACCUGAUUGAACAUGUUCAGAGAACAGGCUUGACACCCACCACUAUCAUUAAAUUAAAUAAACAUCUUUUGAGUCUCUGCACAAGUUAUCUCAAGUCUGAGGCCUGUGGUUGUCGAAUCCCAGUCGACUUUAGUAGAACUCAGAUCCUCCUUUGCUUGGUACGCAGCAUAUUAACAAGUAAACCUGCCUGCAUGCUCAGUGGAAAGGAAAUAGAUCAUAUCGGUGCUUUGAUUCUGAGGGCCUUUUUGCUUACAAUUCCAGAAAAUGCUGAAGACCACAUCAUUUUAGGAAAGAGCAUAAUUGUACCUUUAAAAGGUCAGAGAGUCAUAGAGUCUACUGUGUUACCGGGAAUACUCAUUGAAAUCUCAGAAGUUCAAUUAAUAAGGCUGUUACCUGCCAAAAAACCAGGUCCUCUCAAAGUGGCACUCUUUCGUACCUCUUUAUCGGGAGACCUUUCUGACACUGGAGAAGGAACUGUGGUGGUCAGUGAUGGGGUUUCUCUUGAAAAUGCUGUCCUGGACCUGUUGAUUAACCUAGGAAAACAGCUAGUUAGUGACCACGUAGACCUUGUUCUGUGCCAAAAAGUUAUACACCCAUCUUUGAAACGGUUUUUCAGUACACAUCGUGUUAUUGCCAUAGACAGAAUUGGAGUGACUCUGAUGGAACCCCUGAGUAAAGCAACAGGAACUCAGCCUAUUGGUGCCCUUGGUGCAAUAUCCCCUAGUAGUUAUGGGAGUGUGGAAGACCUGUGCUCUGCAAAAUUUGGCUCGAAACAUUUUUUUCAUCUUGUUCCUAAUGAAUCUACUAUCUGCAGUUUGCUUCUUGGUAACAGAAAUGACACUGCCUGGGAUGAGCUGAAGCUCACGUGUCAAACAGCAGUACAUGUCUUGCAGUUAACAAUCAAGGAGCCUUGGGUUUUGUUGGGAGGUGGCUGUACUGAAACUCAUUUGGCUGCAUAUAUCAGAUACAAGAUUCAUAAUGAGCCAGAAAGCAUUCUCAAAGAUGGUGGAUGUACUCAAACAGAACUUCAACUAAUUGCUGAAGCAUUUUGCAGCACUUUAGAGUCUCUCGCUGGCUCGUUAGAACAUGACGGAGGGGAAAUUCUCACUGACAUGAAGUAUGGACAUUUUUGGUCUGUUCAGGCAGAUUCUCCCUCUCCUGUUAACUGGCCAGGUUUACUUUCCCGAUGUGGCUGUGGAAUAUACAACAGCCAGGAAGAACUCAGCUGGUGUUUUCUAAGAAGCACACAUCACCCGUUUGCUCUAGAAACCUGCCUUCCUCAUGAAGCUGUGGGCUCUGCCAACAACUUGACCUUGGACUGUUUUACAGCUAAGCUUGGUGGCCUACAGGCAGCUGUAGAGACAGCCAAUUUGAUCUUGGAUCUUUCAUAUGUCAUCGAAGAUAAAAACUGAUGUAAGAGAAUUGCAUGUUCAUAUGAUAAAACAAACAGGUGUCAGUUAAGAAAAAUGAGUGUCCUUGUUCUCUCCCAAAGGCCUGUUCUGCACAUUUGGAUAGAUGAUUCAUAAAAUUAUAGCUAUACUCAUUUAAAGAAAAAGGGUAUGAGUCUUGAAUAGGAAUGCCAUAAAAUAAUAUAAAGUUGACCAAUUGUUACUGCAGAUAUUGUAGUUACCUUAGAGAUUUUAGUAACUGCUGCAUGUUGUAAUAACUUUUUUUGUUAUUUUAGCACAGCAGACAGACAUUUAAUAAUUUCCAGUUCAUGUUCUAGUUUGGAUAGCUUAUUACAGAUGUUUUCUAGUGAGAAAUAAUUACAUAUGAGGAUGGCCCUGUGACUCAGUGGUUAAGGGAGCUGGAUCCUACAUGGCCGAUGGCAUAGUUUGAAUCUCAGACCUGGU
This is a messenger RNA of Tupaia belangeri chinensis (Chinese tree shrew), 3181 nucleotides long. RefSeq names its product MKKS centrosomal shuttling protein (gene MKKS). Gene Ontology annotation, molecular function: ATP binding. The transcript has 6 exons. Gene Ontology annotation, cellular component: nucleus; cytoplasm; kinociliary basal body. The record is from RefSeq and is a predicted model, not a curated record. Lineage: Eukaryota; Metazoa; Chordata; Mammalia; Scandentia; Tupaiidae. Gene Ontology annotation, biological process: developmental process; chaperone-mediated protein complex assembly; protein folding. The coding region runs from base 1028 to 2740 and encodes 570 amino acids.